This is a messenger RNA of Hippoglossus stenolepis (Pacific halibut), 627 nucleotides long. RefSeq names its product 60S ribosomal protein L4-like. Gene Ontology annotation, cellular component: ribosome; cytosolic large ribosomal subunit. Gene Ontology annotation, biological process: translation. Gene Ontology annotation, molecular function: structural constituent of ribosome; RNA binding. The record is from RefSeq and is a predicted model, not a curated record. NCBI's taxonomy places the organism in Eukaryota, Metazoa, Chordata, Actinopteri, Pleuronectiformes, Pleuronectidae. Bases 1 to 495 code for a protein of 164 amino acids. The transcript is spliced from 5 exons.
AUGGAAGCAAAAAUCUUAGAUGUCAUCACACUGCUGUCCUUCAAACAAAGCAUCACUCUGCAGAACGUGAACAAACUGAACCUCCUGAGGCUCGCCCCUGGUGGUCACGUUGGACGCUUCUGCAUCUGGACUGAGAGCGCUUUCCGCAAGCUGGAUGAGCUGUAUGGCACCUGGCGUAAACCCGCCACCCUUAAACUGGGCUACAACCUCCCAAUGCACAAGAUGACCAACACAGACCUAAGCAGGAUUCUUAAGAGUGAGGAGAUCCAGAAAGCACUUUGUGCACCCAACAAGAAGAUCAACCGCAGAGUUCUGAAGAAGAAUCCUCUGAAGAACUUGAGGAUAAUGCUCAAACUGAACCCUUACGCCAAGACAGCAAGACGUAAUGCCAUCCUCAAGCACGACCCUUCGAUCAAGGCCAAGAUGCUGAAACCCAAGAAGAUGCCUGGAAAGAAUGAUAAUAUUGUGAUAAUAAAACAAGGAUUUCAAAUUUGAGUCAUGUCGUUCAAAAUUUUAUUUCACAACACUUAACACAAAAGAUUUGAAUCUGUUGGUGCUGAAAGGACAUUGAGGCAAAGAGGAAUAUCAAGCACAACGGUUGAGCAGCGUUUAUAGUUAAAUAUUUGA